AUGGAACAGUUGGGGCAAGAAUCUGCAGCUGCGCAUUCUUGGCUUGAUGAAAAAGAUCCCAAAACUUGGUGUAGAGCCCAUUUCAGAUGUGGAUUGGAUUGUGAUAUUUUGGUGAAUAACAUGUGUGAGUUCUUUAAUGCAGUAGUUUUAAAGACCAGGUCACUACCAAUCAUAUCCAUGCUGCAGACCAUUUAUUUGUACCCGCUGAAAAGGAUGGAGAGGAACAGGGAAGCAAUGUCCAAGCACGAACGUCUCCUUUUUCCAGCAACAUUUGAGAUACUCAAGUAUCAGAUAAGCUGUCCAUUUGGGGAACAGUACAUUGUUGACAUGGCUGCCAAAACCUAUUCAUGUAGAAAGUGGCAAUUAAGGGGAAUACCAUGUAGCCAUGCUGUAGCUGCCAUCAACAGGAGACAUGAAGCACCAGAGAAGCAUGUUUCCAACACCUACUUGAAGAUCACAUAUCUACAAAUUUAUGAACUUGUACUUAAUCCAAUCAAUGGUCCUAAUUUGUGGGAGCACAUAGACCUUCCAGCAAUAAAGCCUCCGACUUACAAAAGAUCUACUGGAAGGCCAAAGAAGAUGACAAAAAAGGCUUCAGAAGAAGAAAGACGGGACAGCUGUGUCAAUCCAACUAAACCUCACAAGGUUAGAAAGGUUGGCACCAUGAUGAGCUACAGCCGCUGUAAAAAAUACGGACAUAACAAAAGAGGAUGUCUGGAUAAAAAUAAGCAAACCACUGAGGGUACAAGUACAAGUUCAGUAAAGGAGAACAGUGAUAUUAGAGAUACAGGUCCAUCUAUGCAGCCAAGUACUAAAGAGGCUUGUCCAAGUGAUGUGACCGUUGACAUACUUGGAGUAAGUACGCAACAGAGUCUGUGA
Molecule: messenger RNA, 879 nt
Organism: Coffea arabica (coffee)
Lineage: Eukaryota; Viridiplantae; Streptophyta; Magnoliopsida; Gentianales; Rubiaceae
Molecular function (GO): zinc ion binding
Source: RefSeq, a predicted model, not a curated record